UUGCCUGUAGGAGGACAUGGUGGCUUCUGUUGUGCUGUGAGGUGCGGAGACGCUGGUACGGAUGGAGCCCGGACGAUGCGUUUUUAUACCCUCCUUCCUGCUGGAGGCGGAACAGCCCGACAGGGCAGCAUCCACCUCCGAAGCCUCCACCUCUCCUCCUGAACAAGUCAGCACCUGCUCUGUUACGUGCGACAAAAGCCAUUUCUUGGAUCUGUGAGGGAGUGACGCGACAUCCAGGGGAACCGGCUGGGUGGCAUUCUCCUGUUUACAGUGACAGCAGAUAUCAUCGGUCCCAGACGUUCACAUCAGAGCUGCCUGCAACGCCCCGAGACUGGCUGAGUCCAAAACACCACCGUCAUCGCUGCCUUCUUGCCAAGACGAGGCUACCUUCCCCAAAAGGCAUGGAAGUGAUGACACUUGUGUUGCUGCCUGUUUGAAAGCAGCCCAGUAAUCCUGGAUCAGAGAGUACAAAGGGCCCCAGAGUGCUGGUGAUGUAAGCACUGUGUCCACCGCUUUCCCCACUGCUCUGCCCUCUCCCACAUGCUGGGGGUGGGUGGGUGAGGCGGAGGAACAUCCCCUGACCCUGGAGACCACAGAGCGACGCGCUAACCUCUGCUCUACCUCAGGCUGCUGAUGAAGCUGGGAGUCGGUGUGGAGGUAUGCGGCUGAGCUGUGGGCGGCGGUGGAUCGGCUCGGUGUGACUUACUACAUUUGCUGUGCCUCACUUUUGUUAGGCCACGUUGCCUCAGGUCUCCAUGGAUUUGCUGCAGGACUCCAGUCAAACAAUGUGGGGUCUGAAUGCCCGGCUGAAGGGCUUCUUGGAGCAGGUGAACCGGCUGCAGGAGGCCAAUCUGCAGCUGGAGGCUCAGAUCGCCGAAUGGAGCGUCAGGAGCAGCUCGCAUUCGCAGGACUGGACUCAGCAGGAGCAGACUGUCAUGGAACUCCGGGACCAGGUCGGUAAACUCCUGAUGGAGAACGCCCAGCUGGCUCUACAGUCUGACAGCAUGAAGUCCAGAGCUGCUGCCAUCCAGGCCAGGUGUGAGACUGAGGAGAAGACCACCCGGCGUCUGGAGCAACAAGUGGCUCUGCUCAGAGAGUCAAAGAGGAAAGCAGAUUGCAGCACUGCAACGCUGCAGGCCGACUUCCAUCGCUCCAUGACUGAGCUGCAACAGAUGAACCAGGAGUUUGAGGCAGCCCGGGCUCUGCAGCUGCAGCGGGCCGGUUCCUGCGAUGCUCUGUUAGCGACGGCAGCAGCACCAGCAGCAGGAGGAAGAGGGGAGGAGGAGGAUGGCACAGGGAUGGAGCUCACCCAGCUCCUCGACCGAAUCAGAGCGCAGUGCGACCAGAGCAGACUUCCGGGCCCCGGAGAGAGGCACCUCGGCCUGGGCGCCGUCUCAAAUCCACCCCCCGGCUUGGUUGGGCCUGGCCGAGCCGGAGCCGGAACCGGAGCAGCAUCCAGAACACACAGAGGAGCUCUCAGCGAGGAGGAGGCAGCAUGGGCGCAGGUGAGCCUCGGUGGUGCUGCCCUCAGGGAGGCUCGGGCUGAACUCACUGAGGCCAGGAAGCAGUGGCACUCCCUGCAGGUGGAGAUCGAGACCCUACAUGCCUUGGAGAAAGGCCUGGAGAACUCCCUGCAGAACACCCAGCGGCUGUACUCCAGCCAGCUGCAGGACCUUUCCCAGGUGAUUGCCGGACUGGAGGGUGAGCUGGAGCAGGUGAGGAGCGGUUUGGCCACCCAGCGUCAGCGCCACAGCCAGCUGCUCAACACCAAGAUGAGGCUGGAGCGCGAGAUCGCCACCUACCGACGGCUGCUGGAGCGCGAAGAGGGCAGGUACAUGGGUCGCAAUGGGCAGCCGCUGAGUCUGAGGCCCUGGAGGUCCUCGGUGGUGGAACCAAAAGAGAACGGGCUGGAGAACGGCUUCAGCGACCCGGCCGUGACUCCGGAUGAGCCCAAGUCAGAGCCGCUGCCUGAAAUCCCUCCACUGUUACCUGCAGAAAACGGCCUCCAGAAAAGCAUCCUGUACCGACAGCAAAGCCUCGUGAUACUCACAGAGCCAGAGCUGGAUAAGGAGCUGCCGAUCUCCACUGUGAAGACUCAGGAGAUUCUUCAGGGCAACGUGGUGCGAGAGAGCGCUGAGGGUCACGGCACCAUCGAGACAGAGAAGAUCGACAAGGUGAUAAAGCAGUGGGAGGGCUCCUUCUUCAGAGGGAAUCCUAAGCUGAGGAAGAAGUCGGUGUCGCUGCGCUUCGACCUGCACAUGGCGGCGGCAGAUGAAGGUUGCGCCCAGACGAAGCAGGACAGCCUCCCCGACGUGGAGGUACGUCUCAUCAUGAAGAGAUCUCGCAGCAUCCCCACCAUCACACCGUAAACUCAGAGUCAACCCCAGUUUGUUGGUGGUAGUAAGAAGACGCGGAAACAGCAUCUGCUGAUAUUAACAUCCUCUAAUCGCAGCUUUCACUGAACUUUGCAUCACAGCUUCUCGUCACACUUGGGCAGGAUGAGCUUCAGGCUUUUUCGUGGUGGCCGUUUUUAUAGAGAGACUCGCAUUCAUCGCAACACAGAGGAUAAUAAUUUAAUAUGUAUUUCUGCGUCACCAUUCUAGAUGAAGUAAAAGUGUCUCUUAACACCGUCAAGAGAUUAUUAUUAUUAUUGUCAUCAGUAAUGACUCUGCUUAACUACAGCGUUUAAUCCUGGUUGAAACGUGGUGCUGGAGACAAAGAUGGAGGUUAAAAGGCAGAUACAUGGCACUAAAAGCUGCUGUGAAAACUUGAAGGGUGGAUUUUUAUUUUUUUAUUUUUUGGUAGAUUUUCUUUAAGGGACUGUAUGAAAAUUAUUAGGAUUUAAUUUGCCCAAAUGAUCGAUGCAGUUCAUUCUGCAUCUCAUCAGAAAGCAGAGCUAAAAUGUAUCAAAAAAUUGCUAAAAUGACUGAAUUAUUAAUUUAGCAUCUGAUUUUAACAUUUAAGAUGGCAGUCUUGAGGAUUUUUAUUUAAAUAGAUGUCUGUUAAAUCUCUCUCUAUGGUGAUUGAAGCUCUGAGCCGCUAAUGAAGUUAUUUCAAAGUCCUUCCAUUUACAGUUUUACAAACAGGGUGCCGUUGACCACAUUCUCGUGCCAAAUCACAUCUUUCUGUCAGAGAGUAUAGAUAGACUUAUUGAAUUUGUCUGCUAAAGUGUUUUUCAGGUGUAUGCAAUGACAAUAGCUGUUACGCUAAGCUAAAAACACCAGCAGAGUGACAAGGCAAUGGACAUUUUUCCCAUGCCGCAUGUUUGACGUGUUUUCCAGUCGCUAACAGGUAAAAACUGUGGAGUAGGUUGUCAGGGUUGCUUUAUAUACUAUUGGUUCUGCCCCUCCUCUAUUGUGAUUGGACUGCUGGGAGAAAUAAACAGCGAUAAGUGCGUUCUACCCAAAGUUGGACAUUUUUCAGCUAUUGUGACCGAAACAGACCUGUUGAACUUUGGAUAAAAUGCUGCGCUUGUUGUUGUUGAUUUUUGUCAACUCACCAGAUGUAGAGCCAGCAAUUGGUCGCUUAGCAACCUACCACACUGAACAGUUUAUGUUUGUACAGGAUUUGGGUUUGCAGAAAGGCAGGUUUCCGUUUUUUUGGUGAAUUAUCUAUUUUAUUCCCCUGUCGUUAUUUGUAGGAGCACCACUGCUGCAUCCUGGGCUUACCUCUGCCCAUUAUUAUUGUGAUUAAUUUAAACAAAUACAAACAAGCCGCAGAGUUUUCCCCUUAUACAGAAUGAUAAGGGAGUGCAGAUGCUACUUUACCCAGCCAUCACUUUCUAGUUGUACAAAAGCUGAAAAUCAACCAAACCAAAGUGUAGGAGAAGCUAUUACUGCAGCUCUAUCCAUGUUUGUACCAGAUGACAUCUCUGGAGUGCUGUAAUUUUAAAAUGAAAACUAAGCUUUAGGGAACAUUUCAUUCACUAUGGAUCGCCCAAGCAAACAGCAGUCAGCCAUUUAAUCAGUAUGUGCAGUUACUGCUGCAGUUAUCCUGCAUGAGGAGAUCCAAAGCAUCUCUGGUGAAAAAAUAGUUUAAAUAUUUGGUGUCUUUGAAGAAAAAUCUUACAUUAUCAGCUAUAAAAAAGCACUUAGGUUGGACACACAAUGUUUAGCUUAACAGUAUGCAAGGCAGCAAACUUUUCUGGCCUUUCCGACCCACCAUGAAGUUCCAUUGAGAGCACUGACAGAUAAUUUCACUUUACAGACUGCGAUGGUCAAAGUUUAAGGUGCAACAUUAUGACAACAUAAUUGUCUGGAAACUGCAUGAAACAGCAUGUACUUUGUGAAGGCAGCUGCAGUAUAUACUGAAAGCAAAAUGAAAAUGUGUGUGAUAAAGAAUACUGCGGUUGUUUGGCAAAUUAGGUUAAAAAAAAGACACCUGCAGUUACAGUUUAUCACCAUCGAUGGCGACAAAGCUUUCCACUUUAUAGAGCUAAUAUUUGCACAUUGAGAGGUUUAUGAUUUUGAUUUUGGGGUCCGCUAGAAUAUAUUUACAUGUUUUAAUGCCUGAAAGACAUUGUUUUGCUCCAAUUUUAGCUCCUGUCUCUUUAAGUCCCACCUCCUGCAAAGCCCAGUCCGCUCUGAUUGGUUACUAAAAGCGAGGCAGAGCUGUUUAUGAACCAUUAUCACAGAUUUAUGAGUGAAGGCAAGGAGGCGUAGCUCUAACAGAAGCAGCUCUAGUGAGGAAAUAAUGGGAAGAAACUGCUGAUUCUCUGUUUAAACCACAUUAGCUGCUAGCAGGAGUUAUGCAAAAGUGUUUCAAGGUGAUGUAGAUAAAAGAAAUAUGAAGUUUCAAGGAAGUAAGAAGCAGAAUUUUCUGUGGGAGAGAAUAACUCUGGCUUUGUAAGUUUGCAGACCUUUAACAUGUACAAAAAAGUAGCUAUUUAACAUUGAAGGAAAGAAGGAACCCAAAAAAAAAGCAUAAUAUGGGAUCUUGAAGUUAGAGUACUCUAUAUUGUUUGUGCACUUUUAUUUAUUAGAAUGAAAUGAAUGCAGCUAUAUUACAUGAAGUAUUUUAGGGAGGCUGUAAAAACAUGUUAAAACCUCCUUCGACAUCCCAGUAAUUUUCCUACAGUCCCUAAACGCUUUGCACUGCAGACUCAUACAGCACCUAGAAAAAUAUCAGCACUGACAGACAUCCAGAGUUCUUUAAAAGUCUUUUGUCAUUGCAUUAAAUUCUCUCUGUGGAGAAAACAAAAGAAAUAUUUAAAUCUUAUAAUGUAGGCUACACUGUACGAUGCUCACUGUGAUCCUAAUAUCAGCAGUGAGGCUUUUAACUCUCACCGUGUGUCUCAGAGAACUUCCAUUCCCCAUCUGGACCAGAGGAGGGCAGCAUUUGUAAAUUGUUUAACACUGCAGUGUUCCUGCGACGCUCCACUCGGGUUGUGUAACAGAUUCUACCUGUUACACCUCGGUCUGAGAGUUUUUAUGCUGAGUUUUGAGUUGGCACCAAAGAAAUGGAGAGCGGACCGCUGAGCGUUGCAUUUGGGUCCCUCAGAAUAUUUAAAUCUAUUAUCUAUGCAGUUCUGUGCUUGUUUUUCGCUUUGCUUCAGAAAGCACACUCUUCAUUUUGAGAGCUCUGUAACUUCAGAAUGAAGCAUUACGCGUUUAUCUAAAAGUUUAUCAUUUCAAAUAAAAAAUCUGAAUUAUG
Molecule: messenger RNA, 5652 nt
Organism: Acanthochromis polyacanthus (spiny chromis)
Lineage: Eukaryota; Metazoa; Chordata; Actinopteri; Pomacentridae
Gene: krt222
Product: keratin 222
Exons: 12
Coding region: 756-2369 (537 amino acids)
Source: RefSeq, a predicted model, not a curated record